Micromonas pusilla CCMP1545 is the source of this 687-nucleotide messenger RNA. RefSeq lists its product as uncharacterized. The transcript has a single exon. NCBI's taxonomy places the organism in Eukaryota, Viridiplantae, Chlorophyta, Mamiellophyceae, Mamiellales, Mamiellaceae. Gene Ontology annotation, molecular function: protein binding. The record is from RefSeq and is a predicted model, not a curated record. Bases 1 to 687 code for a protein of 228 amino acids.
AUGCGUACGCGCUCGAGCACCGGCUUCAACACUAUCCCCGAGAACGUCGCGGCCGUCGUCUUCUCGCACCUCGGGAAGGACCCGAAGGAUCGCAUCCGCCUCGCCGCGGUGAGCAAGGUGUGGAGGAGCGCGGAGAAGUCGGACGCGUCGUUGCCUGGAACUCCGAGGGCGUUGUGCGAGUUCGGUAAGGAGUUUAACUCAGCUGUCGACGCGUCUGAGCACUGGAAGGCGUUCUACUGGUUCGAGAAGUCGGCCGAUCACGGCGACCCUGAGGGCAUGUUCUGGUUCGGCAAGUGGUACUUAUACGGAGGCUGCACGGGGGGCUCCGUCACGGAAGAAAACUACACGAAGGCGGUGCACUGGUUCAAAAGGGCGUCCGAGCUGGGGCACGCCGAAGCGACCAGAAUGGUCGCUUUGUGCUACGAGGACGGCCACGGCGUGGAGCGAGACUUCGCGAAGGCGAUCGAGUGGAACGUGAAAGCGGCGGAGUUGGGUUGGGGAUUUUCCGCGUGGUGGCUCGGGAGCGCCCACCUCUACGGCCAGCACGGCUUGACGGAGAACAACAACGAGGCGCUGAAGUGGUAUCGACUCGCCGUGGAGCUCGGCGACGCGGACACUCGCCAACAUUGGUGGGAAAUGUCGCGAAUGUGGGUAAACGAUCUCGAGGCCGAGCUCGCGGCGGCGUGA